This is a messenger RNA of Neurospora tetraspora, 639 nucleotides long. RefSeq lists its product as uncharacterized. The record is from RefSeq and is a predicted model, not a curated record. Bases 1 to 639 code for a protein of 212 amino acids. Lineage: Eukaryota; Fungi; Ascomycota; Sordariomycetes; Sordariales; Sordariaceae. The transcript is spliced from 2 exons.
AUGGGCUAUGGUGGUUAUCCUGACGUCGUGGGAGCUCAAUACUCCCAGCAGGCCAGUCAAACCAACUUCAACCAGCAAAUCACUUCACCUCCCAUCGCCGGCGUCGGCAAUCCACCCAUGGCUGCGGCAUCCAUGGGCCAAACGUGCCCGCCCCUAGCCACUUCGCUGGAGUCUCAGCUCCGAGCGGAGGAUUAUUUCAACCACCUCAGCCGAUGGACAACGUCCAAGCCAUCCCGGCUGCGCACCCCCCCGGUGUUCAUGUCCCCCAAAGCCAGCCCAAUGCCAACGCGCCCGCAAACCCUCACCCACAGGCGAACCAUCCCGACGUUCUUGCACUGGCAACCAUCAAUGCCGAAACGUCCGAGGAGGAAAUUCGGCAAAUUAUCCGAAACGCGGCAACCGUCCUGCAUGCAAACCACGACCCGUGCCGCUACAAGUGGUUUGAAGACGGUGUUCGGCACCAAUGUGGCGCGCGCUCCUAGAAGGAGCACGGCCGAUCAGGGCGAGCUUUGCGCCGGGUGUAAGGCGAAGUCGGACAGGCGGGCGGAGGCUCGCAGGCUCCGUCAGCAGGAAGAGGCUGCCGCGGCGGACGCGGCUGCGGCACUUGAGGCCGCAGGAGAGCAGGCCGACAUGGCUUGA